CCGCCAAUACAAUUUAUAAAUCUCACUGUGUUAAUCAUUUUCCAGUGUCUGUGUAUCAAUUGAUAAUUAAACCUGCUGGUAUUUUAUCACCCCUAUCCCUAAUUCCUGGACACAACAUACUUUGACAAGUUUCAUCGGUUCAAAUUACCGAAAUGUGGCGCAUUAAGAUAAUUGUCCUCUGUUUGACGGUGAUUAAUGUUUUGGGAGAUUUACCACCGGGUACAAGACGUAACACAUAUUUGCCACCGGAGCCUACAAAAGGAUAUAACUACAAUACACCACCAGUAACAUUUCCACGACCAACACCAGGAUUCCCAUCAUCAAGACCAACAUCUCCCUUUCCAGUAGGACCUACAAGACCAACCCCAACUUUUCCAACCGGACCAUCAAGACCUCCAACUCAACCUGGAAGACCGGGGGGUGGAUACCCUACUCCAGGUCCACGACCAACACCAGGUUUUCCUACACCAACAAACAGACCAACUGGGGGCUACCCUGGACCAGGACCACGACCCACUCCCGGAUUUCCGGAUUAUCCUGGGCAACCCUCUGGCAAUAACGGCAACACUGUUCCGGGGCAUGAACAUCACCACGAGCCAGGAAUGCCAUUUGAUUUCAAUUAUGCCGUCAAGGAAGACGCAUUCGGUAAUGACUAUUCACACAAUGCAAUUAGUGACGGAGAUAUUGUAAAAGGUGAAUACCGAGUUCAACUUCCGGAUGGGCGCACGCAAAUAGUUCGUUACACAGCCGACUGGAAACACGGUUUCAGUGCACAGGUCACUUACGAGGGAACACCGCGGAUAGAUCUUCAGCGACCUCCUGGUGCUUUCAGGGGUUAUUAA
Molecule: messenger RNA, 842 nt
Organism: Microplitis demolitor
Lineage: Eukaryota; Metazoa; Arthropoda; Insecta; Hymenoptera; Braconidae
Product: pro-resilin
Exons: 4
Coding region: 153-842 (229 amino acids)
Cellular component (GO): extracellular matrix
Source: RefSeq, a predicted model, not a curated record